GGCCGGGUGCAUGCAUUGUGGGCCUCCCGACAUGGUCUGCGAGACGAAGAUCGUGGCCGCCGAGGACCAUGAGGCGCUGCCGGGGGCCAAGAAGGACGCGCUGCUCGCCGCCGCCGGCGCCAUGUGGCCCCCGCUGCCCGCCGCGCCCGGGCCGGCCGCCGCGCCCCCCGCGCCCCCACCUGCCCCGGCAGCUCAGCCUCGCGGCGGGGCGGGGGGCGCAGGGCCGCCGGGGGGGCGCGGCGUGUGCAUCCGCGAGUUCCGUGCGGCCGAGCAGGAGGCGGCGCGCCGCAUCUUCUACGACGGCAUCAUGGAGCGCAUCCCCAACACGGCCUUCCGCGGCCUGCGGCAGCACCCGCGCGCGCAGCUGCUCUACGCCCUGCUGGCGGCGCUGUGCUUCGCCCUGAGCCGCUCGCUGCUGCUGACGUGCCUGGUGCCCGCCGCGCUGCUGGGCCUGCGUUACUACUACAGCCGCAAGGUGAUCCGCGCCUACCUGGAGUGCGCGCUGCACACGGACAUGGCGGACAUCGAGCAGUACUACAUGAAGCCGCCCGGUUCCUGCUUCUGGGUGGCCGUGCUGGAUGGCAACGUGGUGGGCAUCGUGGCCGCGCGGGCCCACGAGGAGGACAACACACUGGAGCUGCUGCGGAUGUCUGUGGACUCGCGCUUCCGUGGCAAGGGCAUUGCCAAGGCGCUGGGCCGGAAGGUGCUGGAGUUCGCCGUGGUGCACAACUACUCUGCGGUGGUGCUGGGCACGACGGCUGUCAAGGUGGCUGCCCACAAGCUCUACGAGUCGCUGGGCUUCAGACACAUGGGCGCCAGUGACCACUACGUGCUGCCCGGCAUGACCCUCUCGCUGGCCGAGCGCCUCUUCUUCCAGGUCCGCUACCACCGCUACCGCCUGCAGCUGCGCGAGGAGUGACUGCCGCCGCUCACCUGCCCGCCACCCCGGCCGCCCUGCCCGCCUGCCCGCCUGCCCGCCGCCCGGCGCGGCUGCUUUCAGACGCUCAUCUUGGCGUUUGUGUUGGGUUUUCCCUCUUCAACAUCCUGCGGUUCUCUGGCUGGUUCUGAGGGGUGCGGGGCUGCUGCUCUUCCGCGAUACUUCGGUGGGGGGGGGUUUGUUCGUCACCACCGCCCCUCACCCUUCCCCACCCACCCGGGCGACUUGCCACGCCUUGAAGAGUGGCAUCUUGGACCAUCGCGGCUGUCCUUGAAGCUGCCCUGCCCGCCGCCACUGGGGGAGGCCCAGCCUUGCUCACCAAGCACAGAACCUCUGCGACAGAGCCCCGGGCCAGGUUCCGGCCCUGCCAGCAGCCCGGUGCCACUGCCCAUGGAGGCCCGAGCUGGCACGGCACUGCUUUGCUCUGCGCAUGCCGAGGGUGUGGCCCGGACCAGCAUGCCGCAUGCACACAGCCCUGCCCUGCUCAGACUGGACCCGGAGACCCGGGCCGGUGAGCGCCUCUGUCCCCAGCCCGGGACUGGCCAUGGGAGGGCCUGCCCCCGCCCCAACCCCUCGGAGGGCCUGGCCUGCCCCACGCUGCCCGGCUCUGUCCUCGUCUGCUUUGCUCUGACAUCUCACUGCCUUCCUUUCCGCUGGCUCCGGCCCCUCCCUUGCCUGGGCUUAGCUGGCUGGCGUCAUCACCCAGGUGGCUCCCAUGGCAUCCGUGGCACAGCCAGGGUGGGGGUCUGAGGGACCCGUCUCCCCAGUGCCCACUGGAUCGCGGUGGCCUCUCCCAGAUGUCCCCAGGGACCUCCCGCCUCUGGCUGAUGGUCCACCCUGUGAAUCUUACCAGCCCAGGCCGCUGCCUACAGCGCCCAGCCCACAGCUUCUCCCAGCCUGAAACCAACCCGUUUUCUAAUAAGUUAUUUAGACAGAAUAGCACUCUGCAUGACUUAUUCUUGGGACAAAACGGUAGUUUGUACCCUAAGACACAGUGUCUGGCCCAGUGUGAUGGGGAUGGGUGGCCAGGUGGGUGGAGUGUUCUGCAGUUGGAAAUCUGGAGGGAGACCCUGAUUUGGUGUUAUUUCCCGCCACGGAGCAUGCCUGCCGGCCCUGGCCUGCAGGGUGGGCAGGGUGGGGGGCUAGGGAGUCCACAGCCUCCAGGAGGAGGGGCAGGGCGCUGCCUUGGGCUGGGUGGGAAGAGGGGUGGCCGCCUCAGCUCCCACUGGUGGUGCUCCUGGUCUCUCCUUCCUGAGGUCACAGGCAGGGGCUGUCCUGGACGGGGGGCGGCCUGCAAGGGGAGACAGAGGCAGAGGGUGCUGCACGUCCAGCCUAGAGGUGGCAGGAGGAGAAUAAAGGCUUGCCCAGACCCCUCUGUGUGGGGAAUUGGGGAGGUGUGUGGCAGGCAGGGUGGGCCACAGAGCUGGGCCCUGGGCACCAAGGCCACGUGCAGGGCCACGGAGGGACCUUCUUCACGAGGCGCCUCAGAAGUGAGCAAAGGGAUGGAGAAGCCCCGUGUCCGAGGGCCUUUUGUCCUGUUCGCAAUUGAGGUGUGCAGAGCACUGUACAGCCCCUCCCCCGUACACUCCUCCCUGGAGGGGCCCGGUUCCCGCUCGGGGAUGGGAGUUUUGUAGACUGUACAGAAAUCGGCACCCUAUUUUCUUGCAGCUCAGAUUUUGUUAAUCUGGAAUAUACAGACAGACGUAAAGUGUUUUAGCAAAAUGGAAACA
Molecule: messenger RNA, 2667 nt
Organism: Sapajus apella (tufted capuchin)
Lineage: Eukaryota; Metazoa; Chordata; Mammalia; Primates; Cebidae
Gene: ASPNAT
Product: N-acetyltransferase 8 like
Exons: 3
Coding region: 11-919 (302 amino acids)
Cellular component (GO): mitochondrial membrane
Molecular function (GO): L-aspartate N-acetyltransferase activity
Source: RefSeq, a predicted model, not a curated record